Molecule: messenger RNA, 5537 nt
Organism: Xylaria bambusicola
Lineage: Eukaryota; Fungi; Ascomycota; Sordariomycetes; Xylariales; Xylariaceae
Exons: 4
Coding region: 627-5051 (1474 amino acids)
Molecular function (GO): protein binding
Source: RefSeq, a predicted model, not a curated record
AUUCAGGAAAAAAAUACAACUUUUUCGAUAAAGUUGCUCCAACACCACGACUCGACUCGACGUACGAUUCCCAGCCAACCACCAUCGCCGCAGUAAACCUUAUACCGUCCCCCAUCCGAUACGACCAUCCCCAGCAUUUCACAGCUGUGCUUCAUCGCCAUCCCCAUCGUCAGUCACUAUUCUUGUGCGAACAGCGAACAGCCCACCACUCUGCUCAAUCGUUUCAGCAUCAUUCUGUUGAUAGCAAUAGCGAUAGCGAUAGCGAUAGCAUCAUCAGCAAUAGCUUCCAGCAUUCGCCUGCUCUUGCACUCCAUCCAGUCCGCGUUAUUGGCCGCGUAAGAAAAAGAAACAAAAAACACUUCGAAAGAAGGAGAACGCGACCGUGAUCGGCCAAUCUCCCUCCCUCCAUCUGGUCCACCGACGACGACGACGACGACAACGAUAAUUACGACGAGACGUACCUUUCUCUACCUACCGCCUUUGCCUCCAGUUGCCAAGUCUUCUCUCAUUGCUGCUGGCCAUUUCUGGAGCUGCAAGCAACAGAAGAGGAAUCCGCCCAAAUCAACGUGCGUGUGUUUCCUGGUACUGCUGUACUAUAGCAAGACAGCCUCAUUUUCAAGAUCAAGAUGGCUACAAAUCUCCCUUCCACCUUCGCGUCGGCCGCAGCCGGACAAAAUUCCAAUCGCGACGCAAGAUCCGGCAGCAGAGGUGACGGACGUGGGAAUGCAAGCGGAGAGUGGUCUCGCCCGGCACGCACCAUGAAUGGCACCAUGACUUUCCGCCGCACAUCUACGACGCCUUCAAGCCAAGCCCUGAACCAAUCAAACUCGUCAGAACCCGUGUCUGUUUCAGACGACCCUUCCGUUCUCGCAGCUAUGCCCGUUGGUUCUACAGUCGUCGAAGACGCUGCGCCGAGGAGGUAUUCCCGCGAGGAUAUGCUAUCCAUGUUCAGCCAUGUGCAACAGGAUUUGCGCUCACAGCAGCCUGAUGUUUCCGCUAUUUUUGUGUCCGGCUGGAGUCCGGGUCACGCUAAUGGCGUAUCGACUCGCGGAUGGGGCAAAUCCAAUGACUCGCACGUGCUUCCUCAAGAGCCCGACAUUUGCUGGGAUGCGAGUGGCUCUACAAAGGCUAUAGGCUUGCAAGACAUGACAAGUGAGGAAAAAGAUGCCUUCUUGGACGUCAACUCCACCAUGAAGCCCCCGGCGGCCCAGAACAAGGAAGGGGUCCAUCCGGGGGGAGGCAUGAAUGGUCGGAAGACUUCUCUGUCCCAGGGUACCUCUAGCAGCUUCGGGUUGCCUUCAGCUUCGAAUACCUCCCGUCCAGGUACACGGCGUCGUGAAACAGGAGACACCAAUCCGUUUUCUGGGGCCGGUGGUUUAAACUCACCCAUCUCCGCGAAUCGCCCUUCGCGAGACAAUGGUUCACUUUGGUUGGAUCGAAAGAAUACCGAUGCCAAGGAUUCAUCAAUGUGGGAGGAACCCGAAGAGGACCUGGGGACGAGGGAUACUACAACCAAGUCCAUGCCAUUUGGUGGUCUCAUUCGUACCAGUACAAAUACUAGUACGACACCAUUUGGUGCUUCUUCUCCGUGGCAAACGACCCCGUCGGGCGGAUCAUCCGGGUUGGGCAGUUUUGGGAACUUUGCACUGCCUGGCUCCACCAUCGGGGAGAAACGUCCUGGAACUACACGAGGUGAGAGUCGUUUGGCUCAUUUGAUUCCAAGAGACACAUCAGAAAACUCAUCUAACAAAUUGGGCGAUGGCCCCACCGCUGCCGAUUCAAGUCGGACAUGGCGCCCCCGCCCACGGACUGAUACGGAUCCAUUUGGCGACGAGGGCCUCUCUGGAAGUGCUGUGUUGGGCGGCGCUCAAGACACGAGCCCUCCAGCGGUGCCUCAGCCUCAACGUCACUUGCACUCGUAUGAUACACCGAUCAAAGGAUCCGCUAGUGAUUUCGGUAUGUCUGGACUGAACCUUGGUGGUCAUGGCGACCAUGACCCGACUCCAUUAAGUCCGUCAGAAACGAAUCCUUUUCGAAGUCCCCCGGGAGACCGCGGUGACCAUGAUGAGAUUUUGGAUAAGUCCCAGGGACUUGGUGUCGACCAUGGCCUGAAUUAUGGUGGUGGGGUGCUACGGUCGUUCCCUCAUAGCGCCGUAGAUGGAAGUGAUCGAAGCCAGACGUCUAGUGUCAGCGCCAAGGCCUAUCCUUUGGGCAAUCUCUCUGGGUGGCCAUCCUCCGGUACCCCAGACCGGGAGAGAGCCCCGUUCGGCGGGUUUGGUGGCUCCCUAUUCGGCCAAAUGGGCGACAUGCAAUCACCCGGACUCGGUAAUCUUGGAGGUGUGUUCGGUCCUGCAACAACAGGAAGUCUUAGUGGGACCGGGUCUUUGAGCCGUGGCAGCAAGCUGGGCUCUUUAUUCCCGGCGGCCAUGCAAGCGCAGAUGCAGUCACAUGAAAAUGAAAAUUUGGGAGAUUCGAUGCCUGAUAUCCGCCAGCCCAAUCCCCUCGGUGCAAUUGGACGCAACCCCCUGAACGACCAUGGGAGGGAAAUGGAGAGUCCUAUGAGAUCUGGCAGAGGGGUUUUUGCGAAUAUGUUCGCCUCUCAUGCUGAGGCGAGUCGUACACCAGCAGCUACAGAUCCCAUGCUUCAUGGUGGCAUUUCCGCUGCCCCAGGCCAAUCGUUUACCGCUACGAGCAGCACUCCUGCCUAUGCAGCCAUGCAGUCUUCUGAACCACCCUCCGCUCAAGCGCGCACCAUGGUUAUGCCAGAUCGCAUGCGCUGGACGUAUCUUGAUCCUCAGGGCAGUGUCCAAGGUCCAUUCACUGGUUUGGAGAUGAACGACUGGUAUAAAGCCAAUUUCUUCACGCCGGACUUGAGAGUCAAGAAAUUGGAAGACGUGGAGUUUGAGCCACUGGGUCAACUGAUCAGGCGCAUCGGGAACUCCCGUGAGCCAUUCUUGGUCCCCCAGAUUGGCAUCCCUCAUGGACCUCCAGCACAAGGCGGUCCAUUCUCCCCCAAUGCUAGCGGUGUAAUCCAGCCUCCUCUCUUGGCCGCCUUUCCUAGUUUUGGAAGAACCUUGACCGCCGAGGAGCAGAAUAAUCUAGAGAGGCGCAAACAGGAAGAGCAGUAUCUUGUAGCGCGCCAGCGCGAAUUUUUCUCUAGCCAGCAGGCAAUGGGUCGGAUGCCGAUGCAAGGCGUACCUGGCCUGAACCACCAUUCCAGUGCCCAUAGUCUACACAGCCAGCCGAGCUUUGGAAGUAUAACAUCCCCCAUCACGGCACCUCCCCAGGCUCCCAUCGGCCCAAUCGCUACAGGGAAUUCUUUUUUCGAUUCGCUAGCCACACGUCAACCCGCCGCGCACGGUAACUCUGGUCCCCUCCCCGAUGUUUUUCGCGAGGAUGAAUUGACCGGUGCCGAGCGCCAGGUGCUGGCUAGCAUGCACAACACGGGAGCGUUAGGCGGGAACCUCCCUCAACAAUCCAUUGACGUAACUUCACCCGAAUCUGGUAAUCAGACUCAACUGCCCGAAGCCAGCGAGCUUACCGACGACCAUGAAGGAUUCCGCGACAGGCUGCAAGAAUUCAAACAACUUCGCGCACAACACGAUGCGGAGACCCUGGAGCAGAAUUUUACACAAGGCUCUCAACAAGCCGGAGAUGAAACAGUGUCUCGGGCCGCCAGACAAGCUGAGGCUUCUGACCCCUCAUUCACAUCCGAGCGACCCAGCGAGCUAGACACUGUGCGACAAGCCCACAAGAAAGAGCCCGCGACGGUAAGCAAAGAGUUCAAGGAGUAUCAGCAGGCUCAAGCUGCGGCAGCGGCAGCAAAACUAACCGGGUUGCCUAUGCCGUUCCCACCACCGCCCUCGGGCACUCCACUUCCCGCACCUGCUCCUCAGCGCGUUCGCUCCAACCUGCCAGAGCAAUAUGCCACUAGUUCUCGAUCUGGUACUCCGGAUGUUAGUUCGGCGACAUCUACACAGAUUCCUCCUCUCGCCCCGUGGGCGAAAGACGGUGGUGUAGAAUCACACAAAGGUCCAAGCCUCAAGGAAAUACAGCAAGCCGAGGCUCUGAAGGCCGCCAAGGCAGAAGAGGCUGCAGCUCUAGCACGACGCGUCAUGCUCGAGCAGGAAGCAGCGCGUGAGCGUGAGAAGGCAGCAGCAGUGGCACCUGGUCUCCCGACCUCAAGCACUUGGGGCACUGCAUCUCCAGUCAGCGCCGGGCCAGUAAGCAGCCCUUGGAUCAAACCCACGGUCGGGAAAGGAACGGUGCCGAGCUCAUCUACACCAAGCGCCUCAUCUGACAAGAAAAAGACACUGGCAGAUAUCCAGCGCGAGGAGGAGGCGCGGAAGCAGAAGGCUCGGGAUCUCGCAGCACAAAGUGGACUAACGGCAUCAGGGGGUAAACGCUACGCCGAUCUUGCCAGCAAGACUGGUGCACCAAGCGUCCCGGGUGCGCCCAGUGGUAAUCAAGCAUCUCCAGCACCAGUCGGCUCCGGUUGGGCCACAGUUGGGGCAGGCGGCAAGGUCAAAGCGCCCCCUACCGGCCCCGCCUCACAGGGUCGCUCAGCCAGUUCAGCCGGGCUCAAGCCCGCGACUAGCGCCCCGGCCCCUUCGCCUCGUCCGACGGUAAAAAACACGGCAUCAACAGCAGGCAGUGGUCGAACGGAGGCUGUGGAUGAGUUCAACAAGUGGCUCAAUAGCCAACUAUCUCGAGGCAUUACCGGUGUUACGGACAUUGAUACAUUCGCAUCGACUCUGGUGGCUUUCCCGUUGGUGCCUGAGAUCAUCUCAGACGCCAUCUACGCCAACUCGAAGACCAUGGACGGGCGCCAUUUUGCGCAGGAGUUUAUCCGACGCAAGAAGCUCGCAGAGAAGGGCAUCGUGGAGAAGCAGCCAGUCAACAGCCCGUCGACGGAUGCUCAGUCCGCCAGUGGGGGUGGGUGGAACGAGGUGGCCAAGAAGAGCAGCCACAAGGACAACACCAGCGACACAAGCUCGAUUCAAGGUGCAGGCUUCAAGGUAGUCCCGUCUCGCAAGAAGGGCAAGAAAUAAAGGGGGGUGAUUUAGGAGCAAAAAGUAGGUGGUGGUGGUUGAGAGGAAUGUCCGUCUACUGAUGUCUACUGAUGUCUACUGCCGGACGGCGAUACUUGAUGUACGGCAAGCCGGGUGAUGUGAUACGACAGUGUUACCCAUGAGUGUAGAAACUUGUCAAGCAUGCUGCAUCGCAUCAGCCUUGUACAUAGUACACGGCUGUAUCUGAAGUUGGACGAGGAAGAAAGAAGCUGACUGUAGUUGCUGAGCGCUAGCGAAGAUGCCUUGUUGAGCGAAUUGUAUCGACUAGGCUGAAUGAAUUUGCUGAGCACAUUGCAAUGCUACCUCCUGUCUGAGUGAUAAGGUAACAGAUUCAGGCUGACUAUCAGCAAUAGAAUGCAAUCUACCAUGCUUAAUACACGGUGGACUAGUAUAAAUAAUCCUACGUGAACACACGCUUUAUAUAAUUACCUACCCUACAUUGGCGGUUACCUAGCAAGGGUUGAG